Messenger RNA from Gasterosteus aculeatus aculeatus (three-spined stickleback), 2070 nucleotides. RefSeq names its product ATPase Na+/K+ transporting subunit beta 4 (gene atp1b4). Gene Ontology annotation, cellular component: sodium:potassium-exchanging ATPase complex; nuclear inner membrane. NCBI's taxonomy places the organism in Eukaryota, Metazoa, Chordata, Actinopteri, Perciformes, Gasterosteidae. Gene Ontology annotation, biological process: regulation of DNA-templated transcription; potassium ion transport; sodium ion transport. The record is from RefSeq and is a predicted model, not a curated record.
UUCACUACGAUGCGCGCUUAGUUGCAGGAGGUUCUCCGCGCCCGGUCCCCUCUGCAUGCCUACAACUUUCUAAUGAAAUCCCCAAACACCUUUUGACAAGCAAUAUUCUUUUCUCUCCGGGGCUCAAGAGGGCUUUCAAAACAUUAAGACGCGUUUCUGUUGCAAAGAAAACUUCAGAAUAUGGAGCCCAGUUCCACAGAGGGAGGAGCUGACGACGAGCUCCUUAAAAAUCAUCCGCCAAGUCUUCCUCACAAAGUGAUACUCAAACACGGCCAGGAGCUGCAGGAAGAGCAGGAGGAGUUGGCCGAGCACCAUCCCCUAGAGCAGGAAGACCUGAACUUUGAGAGAUGGAAGCGCAGGCCGUUACCUGAGAGGUCGCUCCACCAGAAAAUAGACGACAUUAAGACAUACUUGUGGAAUGCAGAGACCAAGGAAUUCAUGGGUCGCUCUGGGAAGAGCUGGAGCCUCAUCCUUCUCUUCUACGCCGCACUUUAUUUGUUUCUCGCAGCCAUGUUUGGUGGCUGCAUGUUUUGCCUCAUGUGGUCCAUUAGUCCCUACCAUCCGACCUACAACGACAGAGUGAUGCCACCAGGUAUGACGAUGGCCCCGCACCUAGAAGGCCACGAGAUUGCCUUCAACGCUUCUGAUCGCAAGUCCUGGAAGAAGUACACAAAGUCCAUGGAUGAGUAUCUGAAACCGUACAACGACGGCCCCCAGCAGAAGAAGAACAUUCGCUGCACACACGACGGUUACUUCAUGCAGGAUGACUUGGAGGAGAGCGCAGAGCGGAAGGCGUGCGAGUUCAGGAGGUCCUGGUUGGGGGACUGUUCGGGGCUGCAGGACCCCAACUACGGCUUUUCUCAGGGGAAGCCAUGCAUCCUCCUUCGAAUGAAUCGGAUUCUUGGUUAUUUACCUGGCCAGGGCAAACCAAUAAAUGUGACCUGUGCAGUUAAGAGAGGAGCUCCUGAAGCCUUGGGAGAAAUCCAAUUUUUCCCCAAAAGCUUUUUUGACCUGAAGUACUACCCGUACUAUGGGAAGCUCAGACACGGGAACUACUCCGCACCGCUGGUGGCAGUGCGCUUCACGUCAGCGCAGUACGACACUCACAUCCAAGUCAAGUGCAAACUGAACGGAAAGGGCAUCAUCAACGACUCGCCCACCGACCGCUACCUGGGCAGCGUGACCUUCUCCCUGGAUAUCGGAGCGUGAGGCGAAGAUGUCGCUGCCAGCAGGGUGCUCCCGUGACAACGUGGCAGGAAAAAAUAAAAAUACCCCCCCCCCCCCACGUUGAGCCAUUAUUUUCUCAUGAAAUACGUAAUUUCCCUCUCCUCAUCUUUACCCCAAUAUCCAUACAUUUCCUGUGAAACAAGUUCCUCGAGAAGUAGAUAUUUCCUCUCGUGUUUGUGUUGUGUCUCUGUGCCCCGAGCGUGCUACUGGCUCCUGCACAUCAUAGAGUGAGUUACAUUUGUUUAACUCCUGAUAUGUUGUAAUGAUUAGCAAGAUUAAUCAAAUUAAAUCACACUCUGCCCAAUAGUUAGACUUUCUGGCUAUGCAAAUUGAAUUAUGACUUAAAACGUAACUAGACUAGAAAUAUUGUUCUAUGAGGUUAGAUCAUGGUUUUGUGAGCAGUGUUGUGGGACAAUGUGUACUAAUUUGUUUUGAAUUAUAUUUUUCAACAUGUAUAUUGUAAGAAUUAUCUAUCAUGCAAACACUGAAAGCAGGACUUGUACUGUACUUACACAGUAAAAAAAGACAUAGCAAAUGACUGCAAAUACACUAUUACUAUAUUUUUGUUGAAUAGAGCAGUAUUAUACAUUUACGAUAAAGCAUCACAAACCACUUAUUUCCUUCUCUUGUAAAAACAAUUGUUUCUGGGAAUGAAAUACUACAAAAGACUGAUCAAUAAAGAGACAUACUGUACUGUGAAAUAGUUUGUGAAAGAUCUGUACCAUUUAAAAUAAUAACGUUUUGUGAUAGUAUUAAUCUCUGUCUGAACUUUGCUACUAAACAUGGUAUCAAUGUUGUAUUUAUUCCUAUUAUAGCUCUUAUAAUAAAUACAAUAUUCUGUUA